AUGCUGAGAGCAGCGUGGAGGGCACUGAGUUCUGUUCGGACCCAGACAGUGACCCCGGCCCAAGUCCUUAGGUUGUCAGACAGAGGGAGAGCCAGUCUUCCCUCCGACCAGUGGAGCCUGCAGCCUCGAGGUCUCGUCCUCCAGUUCACCCGCGGAUUUGCCAUCCAGAAACCAGUCCAGCCCAGCCAAGAAGAUGACCCGCCUCCUUCCACAUUGCUUAAAGACUACCAGAACAUCCCUGGGAUUGACAAGGUUGAUGAUGUCGUGAAAAGACUCUUGUCUUUGGAAAUGGCUAACCAGAAGGAGAAGCUAAAAAUCAAGCAAGAGAGGUUGAUGAAUAAGGUCGUGGCAAACCCUGAGGACACCAGCUCCCUGGAGGCUCGAAUUGUCGCCUUGACCGUCAAGAUCCACAAUUAUGAAAAACAUAUGCAGAAACAUCGAAAGGACAAAGCCCAUAAGCGCUUUCUGCUCAUGAGUAUCGACCAGAGGAAGAAAAUGCUGAAAAACCUCCGUAAGACCAACUAUGAUGUCUUUGAGAAGACAUGCAAGGAGCUGGGGAUUGAGUACACCUUCCCUCCACUCUACUACCGAAGGGCCCACCGCCGCUGGGUGACCAAGAAGGCACUGUGCAUUCGGGUUUUCCAAGAGGCUCAAAAGCUGAAGAAGCAAAAAAGAGCCUUAAAAGCUGCAGCAGCAGCAGCCCGGAAACAAGGCCAGAAGAGCCCAGAGGGGCCUUCCGAAGCUAGACCAGAGACACUCAAAGAAAAUAAAUAA
This is a messenger RNA of Orycteropus afer afer, 774 nucleotides long. RefSeq names its product mitochondrial ribosomal protein S15 (gene MRPS15). Gene Ontology annotation, molecular function: structural constituent of ribosome. Gene Ontology annotation, cellular component: ribosome. The transcript is spliced from 8 exons. The record is from RefSeq and is a predicted model, not a curated record. The coding region runs from base 1 to 774 and encodes 257 amino acids. Gene Ontology annotation, biological process: translation. Lineage: Eukaryota; Metazoa; Chordata; Mammalia; Tubulidentata; Orycteropodidae.